Messenger RNA from Strongylus vulgaris, 831 nucleotides. The record is from the annotation of a GenBank genome assembly. Lineage: Eukaryota; Metazoa; Nematoda; Chromadorea; Rhabditida; Strongylidae.
AUGGUCGCUGUUGGGAAAGUAUAUGCUCGUUUACCAGCUAAACCAGUAGAUGUGUCAGUUCUUGGACAGAAACUAACAUUCCGCAAUGGCCGCAUCGCUCAAAAUCGAUUUCUUAAGGCUGCUCUUACGGAAAGAAUCAGCUCUUGGGACCCAAACCUCAAAAAACGUGGCAUUCCAUCACAACGUAUUAUCAAUCUUUAUGAUAAAUGGGGCCAUGGUGGCUUUGGGAUGAUCUUGACUGGGAAUGUAUGCGUUGAUCCGUACAACCUUGAAGCUGCAGGGAAUGCGAUAUUUAGCAAGGAGAAUGACUGCCCAGCUCUUAGGGAGAUUUGCAAGGAAUGGGCAAAGACAAUGAAGCAAGAUGGUGCAUUAGCAAUAGUCCAGCUUUCACAUGCAGGACGGCAAACGCCAGAACUUAUCAAUCCUCAUCCAUUCUCAUGCUCGGAUGUACAGCUGACAGCUAAAAGGCGUUUUAUGGGCUUUGGAAAACCGAUACCAUUGUCUGUUGAACAAAUCAAAAGCGAAGUCAUUGACCGUUUCGUGUUUGCUGCCAAAUUCGCAUAUGAGCAAGGCUUCGACGGAGUGCAAAUUCAUGCAGCCCAUGGCUACUUGCUCUCUCAAUUUAUGUCUCCUCUCACUAAUAAACGUACUGAUCGCUAUGGUGGUUCAGCUAAAAACCGUAUGCGAGUGAUCCAAGAAAUUUUUGAAGGAAUUAGGGAAGAAAUCAGCGCAUCAACUGGCUUUUUGGUUGGGAUAAAGACUAAUUCGGUAGAGUUCCAAGAUAAUGGUCUUAAUGUGGAUGAUGCGAAGUUGAUGUGUGAAUUGAUGGAG